AUGUUGAGACAAGUGAGGUCGAACGUUCCCCUCAAAGUUCUUAAUGGUAAUCGUCUCGGUUGCCACCAAUUGAGGUUUCAAUCGUCUUUGAUGGUAAUGAAACCUGGUGAGGUCAAUUCGGUUAGACAAGAGGAAGCUUCUCUCGCAGGAAAACUGAAUGACAAAAACACCACUUCCAAGCUGGGGCUUGUAGAGCCUGUCGAAAUUGAAGAACAAAUGUUCAGUGUUUUUCCCGGUAUUGAAGAUGUUCAUCCCGAUCAGCUUGUAGGGUCAGGGAACUUCGGCAUCAAAAAUUACUUUGUAGAGCGUUCGGCUACCGGGAAUCUACCAGUUUACAGCGAUUUUAAGAGAAACGGGAAAGUUUUCACCGAAAUUCGGAAGGUGUAUGGAGACCCAGUUCAGCUGAGAAACGAUCUGCAAGAAAACCUGAAGAACAUACCCCAAAAGGCGAUUAAAGUAAUAAUGCAGUCGAGGAAGGUCGUGAUAGAAGGAAAUGCUGUAAAAGAGGUUAAACAACUUUUAUCGCAAACUUUCUAA
Lachancea mirantina is the source of this 537-nucleotide messenger RNA. The record is from the annotation of a GenBank genome assembly. Lineage: Eukaryota; Fungi; Ascomycota; Saccharomycetes; Saccharomycetales; Saccharomycetaceae.